Molecule: messenger RNA, 624 nt
Organism: Heterotrigona itama
Lineage: Eukaryota; Metazoa; Arthropoda; Insecta; Hymenoptera; Apidae
Source: the annotation of a GenBank genome assembly
AUGGCAAGCAGUAAGUGUAUUUGAUGAGAUUGAUAAGGGAUACUUGCAUUUCGAUACGUAUCGUGUUGAUCAUUUUGGAUCGUUAUUCUCGAAUAAGAAAAGUUAUCGACAUAUUUUUGUGGUUGUUGAUGCAUUUACCAAAUUUUACGAGGUCAUAUGUCACAAAAUUCACAAAAUUUGCGAAGGUAAUCGAUCGAUUAAAGAAGCAAUCCUAUGUAAUUGGAAAUCCUAGACAAAUUUUUCAGAUCGAGGUUCAGCGUUUAUAUCAAGUGCCGUUGAAAAAUAUCGUAAGGACAUAAAAAUACAGCGUGUGCUGAUAGCAAUAGGUGUUUCUCGAGCGAAUGGUCAGGUUCAGAGUAAACAGAAAUCUUAUACCAUUACUGACGAAGUUAUAUGCGUCAAAAGCAGACGAAUGAUACAAGUUCCUUGCGGUUGCGCAGAAAUAUUUGAAUGCAUACUCCUAUAGUAGGAGUGCACACCACACCGUUCUAUUUAUUGUUCGGAACACAUAUUGAGCUGCGGGAAAAUUUGAAGAUUCGGCGGUCAAUAGAUGACGAAUGGAUCACUAUGUUUCAGGAAAAAACGCCAGAAGACUCGAACUGGAGCAAAAGAAAAGAUCCCUGA